AUGCAUAAGCUAUCUACUCUCGUUCCAUUCUUUAUAUCUCUCGGCCUAGCACAGGCAGCUCCGUCUGCACAAAACUACAAGUGGGACAGCGUUAAGAUUGGCGGAGGCGGAGGAUUUGUCCCUGGUAUCGUCUUUAAUACGAAAGAAAAAGGGCUUGCUUAUGCGCGCACCGACAUUGGUGGAAUCUACAAGCUCAAUUCGGAUGACUCGUGGACCCCACUCACCGACUUUGCGGACAACCAGCGAUGGAACUACUGGGGCGCUGACGCUCUAGCCACCGAUCCUGUUGAACCCAAGCGAGUGUAUGUUGCUGCUGGCAUGUAUACCAACAGCUGGGACCCAAACAACGGGCAAAUCUUGCGCUCCUCGGACUACGGUAAGACGUGGUCCGUCACCAAACUUCCGUUCAAGGUGGGAGGAAAUAUGCCCGGAAGAGGCAUGGGGGAGCGCCUAGCCAUUGAUCCCAAUAACAAUGCGAUUCUUUACUUCGGAGCUCGCAGUGGAAAUGGCUUAUGGAAGUCUACCGAUUACGGUGUAACCUUUACCAAAGUGUCGUCCUUUACCAACACAGGAAGCUUUAUUGUUGAUCCUUCCGAUAGUAGUGGAUACAACAGUGACAAGAUGGGGAUUGCUUGGGUAACAUUUGACUCAACCGCUAGCAAAGUUGGAGGCGCAACGUCCCGAAUCUUCGUUGGUGUGGCCAACUCUGGCUCAAACUCCGUCUUUGUCUCCAACGAUGCCGGUUCGACCUGGACUGCCGUGUCUGGACAACCCACCACAUACCUACCUCACAAAGGAGUUUUCUCUCCCAGCGAGAAAGUCCUCUACGUCUCCUACAGUGAUGGAAGCGGUCCUUACGAUGGGGCUAAGGGGGCUGUAUGGAAAUAUUCUAUCGCAAACUCCAAGUGGACCGAUAUUACUCCUGCUACUGGCAGCGACCUCUACUUUGGCUUCGGCGGUCUCACUGUUGACUUGCAAAAACCUGGAACGUUGAUGGUUGCGGCCCUCAACUCGUGGUACCCGGAUGCUCAAAUCUUCCGUUCGAGAGACUCUGGUGCGACCUGGAGCAAACUCUGGGAAUACAACAGCUCUGGUGGAGUGAACCGGUACUUUGGCUGGGAUACAUCGCUCGCGCCCUGGCUCAACCCUCCAGGCAACACCGACACCAAGCAUGCUGGCUGGAUGAUCGAGGGUCUUUCGAUCAAUCCUUUCGAUUCUAACCACUGGCUUUACGGCACUGGCGCAACUAUCUAUGGAGGGCAUGACUUGACCAAAUGGGACACCAGCGCUCGCAAUAUCACACUGAAAUCUUUGGCAGAUGGUGUUGAAGAAACUGCUGUUUUAGCGCUGAUCUCACCUACGUCAGGGGCAAACCUCCUUUCCGGAGUGGGAGAUAUUGGUGGAUUCGUACACUCAAACUUCAAGACUUCUCCUCGUGCCGCAUAUACCAACCCUCACUAUGUGACUACACCAGAUAUGGACUAUGCGGGAAAGAAGCCUGCGACAAUCGUUCGUAUCGGAAACGAUGGUUCUGACGCUUCAAUCAAACAAAUCGCUCUCUCUACCGACGCGGGAGCGACAUGGGCUCCCUACGCACCCACUCCAGGUGGCUUGGCGGGUGGCAAGAUCGCAGUCUCCGCUACCGGAGAGACCAUUCUCUGGCGAAACUCCAAUGGCGUUACCGUUUCCCGCAACUCGGGAGCCUUUACCUCCGUCUCUGGACUUUCCUCCAACAGUGCUAUCGCAUCCGACAAGGUCAAUGGCACGGUAUUCUACGCCGCCGACGGCAACAAGUUCUACGUCUCUACCAGCUUUGGCUCUUCAUUCUCUGCGACGUCUGCCAGCCUCGGGUCUUCCUCGAGCCCGGUAAAGAUUGCUAGCAACACCAAUAAAGCGGGUGAUGUUUGGGUUUCCACCGACAAGGGAUUGUUCCAUUCGACCAACUAUGGUGCCAGCUUCACUGCAGCAAAGGGCGUAACUCAGGCCUGGGCAAUUGGUCUCGGCGCACCCAAGACGACCGGAGGCGCAGCAACUGUAUUCGCUGUCGCCACCAUUGAUGGUGUCACUGGCUAUUUCCGCUCGGAUGACGAGGGCAACACUUGGGUUCAGAUUAACGACGCUGCGCAUGGCUUCGGAGCGGUGUCUUCCAACCCUAUCAGUGGCGAUCCCCGUGUCUAUGGUCGCGUUUAUGUCGGAACAAAUGGCCGCGGUAUAUUCUCUGGAGACAUUGCUUAA
This is a messenger RNA of Rhizoctonia solani, 2235 nucleotides long. RefSeq names its product vacuolar protein sorting-associated protein. Bases 1 to 2235 code for a protein of 744 amino acids. NCBI's taxonomy places the organism in Eukaryota, Fungi, Basidiomycota, Agaricomycetes, Cantharellales, Ceratobasidiaceae. Gene Ontology annotation, molecular function: protein binding. Gene Ontology annotation, biological process: xyloglucan metabolic process. The transcript has 13 exons. The record is from RefSeq and is a predicted model, not a curated record.